UGCUGUUUCAGUAUCAGUCUGGUCUCUGUGCUGAACACUCUCACAUUCACUUGGUUCCAGGGAGGUUGGAUUACAACUAUUGAUCUUGCAGACAGAAACACCAGGACUCUCUCAUUCAGGAGCUACACACACUAAACCAGGAUCAACAUGGGGAGUAGUAUGUCAUGCGUCCCCCAACACAACUUCAGGUUCUCCAGCAAGAGCUUUAUACGCAGGAACAGCAGCCGACUGUUCCGGAAGAAAUACCCGCAGGAGGGACAGGAGAAGUCUAACAGCAUCAUCAACAUUCUCUGCACCGUCACCCCAAGAAAGGAAAUGUCACCCAAGGAUCUCCAAACGAUCGAGAACAUCAAAUGGGACCCCCCGUUCCCUUACGACCCAGCAAGUGGAUGGAAAAAGAGCAGCAUAAAUGUAAAGAACUACGGCAGAAUGAUCAACAGCUCCAAAGUUCGCUUUCGCUUCCUACAUUGCCAGGAUGUGCAUGACUGCUACCUGGACCUGUUCCAAACCCAUCUCCAUUUUGUCUCCAACAACACAACUGGACUGACAUACCAGGGAACACUUCCUCUCAAAGAGCUCACGAUUUGCAAGGUGCAGAACAGGAACAGCUUUGGUGAUCUGCAGGAAUUUGCAUUCCAGAUAAACGGGGUCAGCCUGAACCCUAUCAUUGUGUACUGCUCGACAGAAGAGGAGAUGAACAACUGGUUUGGGCUUCUGAAAGAACAAAUCGAGGCCAACGGUGGCAAUGCAAUCGCACUGGAGACAUACACAAGAGUUAAGCUGCAGUGUUCAGAAGAGACCACAGUAGGAAAGGAGGAGCUGAGGAACUCCAUCAGUAAAGAGCCCAUAUAUGAGUGGGAGGGUUCGCAACGAGAGAGUCUUGGACCCAUUACUUACGUCACCAAAGUCAAACUGCAACACAUGCCCUGUCAGGAGCAGUAUGACCGUCUGCUGGUGCUGUACCCCAACUAUCUCAUAAUUCUGUCAGAAGAGAGUGAUGGCCUCUUUUACAAGGGCAAACUUCCUCUCAACAUGAUCACAGUUACAACACCCUGCCAGGACAUCAAACCCAACACAUUUAUGAUUGAGGGGAAGCUGAUAAACCCCAUCAUCGUGUCCUGUCUGGACAAGAGCGAGUUCCAAGACUGGAUCCAGUAUUUCAAAAACGCUGACGUCCCAAUCCUCAGCCCUCCUCCCCCCGUGUAUGACAUCAUUUACACUCCAACACAGAAACAGGCUCCAGAGUUGGACAGGUGGAGCGCCAGCAGCCAUGGAGUUUCCGAGCCACCAAAGCAGGACAAACGCAGAUCUUAUGAGCUCCAGCUGCCCAGUGCUGAUGGCAACCCAAUUUCCCCUGGUUAUGCUGAGCCACUUUGCUUCAUUUCCAGCAGACCGACCUCAUCAGACACCCAGUAUUCAGCUCAUCUAGGCAGCAGGAGCAGCAGCUUCUCCUCUCGUGUCAGACCCGUUCCUGACCACCGUCCCAUUUCACACCACUACCCCUCCCCUCCAAAGCCAUCCUAUCUCGCCUCUGAAGGGGUCCUGUCACCAGUUUACAACACACCAUACAGUGCAAUGCAUCGCAAUGGCCCUGUUCAACGUAUUGAGAAGGCCCCGCUAGUCAAGUCAAACAGCUGGAGCACGCCACAAACAAACAUCAAACACCAACUCCUAGUUCCUCACCGCCACUCGGACUUGUUCUCCCAUCGGAAACCUCUCUCGCCCCUUUAUGACGACCCCAGCACCCCCCAAAUGUACCCACUGGAGGAGAGCUCUGCCCAGCCAUCGCACUCGUCUCGGGGCUCCGUGGAGCAGUAUCCUCCUCUCCUUCCUCCCACUUUCCGGCUGUGCACUCCUCCUCUAGGGAGGAAAAACAGACCCGGUCAGGCCCUGGAGCCCGAGGUCAACAGCGAGUGGUCAGAUGAACUACGUGCCAGAGCUGUUUCUAAACUGAAGAUACUGCCCACUCCAAACCGACAGACACAGCACAUCCACAUCUCUCAGAGAGGCUUCUCAGGUCACACUAUCAUGGAGGCGCAGCAGAUUCCUUACAGUUACUCGCCAGAUGACUCUUACCUUCAGCCAGUGGAGCCAGAUGACCUGGAAAUGGACUAUGAUAACAUAUGGGAGUUGGAGCAGGAUAACAGAAUGAUUCAGCCUCUGCCUGGAACUUCACCACACCGGACACUGGCUUACUUUGGGGCUCAGGGCCUGGGCGCAAUGACAACACAACAGAGAUGGUCAUGAAAGAGAACAAUGGGCUCAUGCCCGUCCGGACUUGCACACACUGCAGACUAAUUAAAGCCACAAAUGCACAAUGGGCAUGUCUUUACCAGCGGCCGGCAUGCCCGAGUAACAGGAUAUUCACAGUUUGUUUUGUCAGUGGCUCUGUGACAUAUUUUGCACAUGUACUGUCUUUUAAUUGUAUGGUGAUGGUUUCAGACCGCUGUAUGCAUUCGGUACGAACAAGUGUAAUGCAUUUAUGUAUAUACGAAUACAAUAUAUUUUUUUCAAAGGUAGCAUUUUGGAGCUUUGCAUAUAGUUUAGUUUGUGUACAAAUGAAAGUCCAACAAACAUGGAUAAAUACAUACCAAAUGUAAAUAUAUUCUUUUUUAUUUAAUUUUUUAAUUUAAGGUAUUGUUAUUAUUGUUAUUUUAUUAUUUAUACUUCAUUGUGGAAUUCUACUAUUUGUUCAAAAGAUGUACGUGUUCUGUAAAGGUAUUCAUUUAUAAAGAAAUACACCUUUUGCUUUGUUUAUGAAAGAGAUAAACACUGAUAAGACCCAUUUGUAACACUUUCAACUUUAUGAAUGAAUGUGUUGUUUAUUUUUUACAUUUCUGAGCGAUUAAAAUUGUAUUUUUCAAAUAAAAGUUCUCAAAACAC
This is a messenger RNA of Danio aesculapii, 2883 nucleotides long. RefSeq names its product pleckstrin homology domain containing, family N member 1 (gene plekhn1). The transcript is spliced from 16 exons. Lineage: Eukaryota; Metazoa; Chordata; Actinopteri; Cypriniformes; Danionidae. Gene Ontology annotation, biological process: 3'-UTR-mediated mRNA destabilization; positive regulation of apoptotic process; response to hypoxia. The record is from RefSeq and is a predicted model, not a curated record. Gene Ontology annotation, molecular function: phosphatidylinositol phosphate binding; phosphatidylserine binding; cardiolipin binding. Gene Ontology annotation, cellular component: cytoskeleton; mitochondrial membrane. The coding region runs from base 148 to 2247 and encodes 699 amino acids.